UAAGAUUAGGCCUGACUAAAGCACUUACGCUGAAAACGAGUGAAAACGUUGUGCAGUUUGACAUUAAAUUUUAGGGAAAUUUCUUCUUACUUCUGAUCUCAAACUAUCUUACGAUGGAUUCGGACAAAGACGAAAAGGAAGAUUUUGAGAUCACGGACUAUGAUCUACUUAAUGAAUUCAACGUUGACAGACCGACAAGGCGAAUGACAAAGGCGCAAGCAAUUUAUGGUGUUUGGGCUGACAGUGAUGAUGAGACAGACGAAAGACAAGGGUUUGGUACGACCGGUCAACGUAGCAAACGAGACUUGAACUUCAUUAGUUCAGAAAUCCGAGGUGGAGAACAGAAAAAAGAUGACAAGCAGGAUGACAAAGCCUCCUCCAUCUCAUAUCAGCUGCCCCUGCGACCCGAGGGGUCAUCCAAAGGUCAAAGUUCAAAGGUCAUGACCAAUGCUCAGAAGUCGCACGCCAGUCUGAUGAAAUCUGACAAGCAGUUUGGCAACUGGCAGAAGCACACGAAGGGCAUUGGUCAAAAGCUGCUGCUUCAGAUGGGUUACAUCCCAGGCAAAGGUCUGGGGAAAGCCAACCAAGGUAUCGUCCGACCGGUGGAAGCCACCAAGCACAAGGGGAAGGGGGCCGUGGGUGCCAACGCCACGUCUCAGUACGUGGGGAGACGGGGCGGCCGGGAGCCAGAGGCUGUGGAUUCCGAAGAGGAAGAAGAUACGCAGUUUAGAGAGGAGCUUGCACGGUGGAAGAAAGGAGAGGUCACAAUGCAGAAAACCAAGUACGUCUACCGCACCGUCGAAGAGGUGAAGAAGUCAGCCCACCUCACGAAACGGAAAAAAGCCGACCCGACCGCCCGAGGCGUGAAAGUCAUAGACAUGACGGGUCCCGAGCAGCGUGUGAUGUCUGGAUACAGUCACCUGGGCAAGCAACACGAUAAGCCCACGGAGAGGUUAGAGGUCGAGGGUAUGGAAGGGAAGAAGUCAGCGUUUGAGAUGCCGGAGUUGGAACAUAAUCUUCAGCUUCUGGUGGAGAUGGCCGAGCAGCAGAUCAUUCAGCAUGACAGACAAUUACACCAUGAAGAGGACAUGGUCGUCAACCUCCAACACGAGCAGGGCAAACUGCGAGCUGUCUUGAACCAGGAAGAGAGACAGAUCUCCCACCUCGAGAAGAUCAUGGAGAUCGUCGAGCAGUGCGAGGAACGGUCCAAGCCGGGAUGCCCGAACCCCUUAUCCUUGGAGGAGUAUGAGGACAUCUUUAAGACGUUACAGACCGACUAUCGGGAGGAGUACAGAGCCUUUGAGUUGUCGCAGCUUGCCACAGUGAACGUAUUACCCUUGAUAAAGAAAGAACUGACGUCUUGGGACGCACUCAGAGACAGCAACAAACAUGUAGACCUCUUCAAGAAGUGGAAAGACAUGCUAGACUCCGACGACAGCCGCUUCUUACUUCCCAACGGCAAGACCAUGACAGUGUAUGAGAGAUUAUCAUGGGAAAUCUGGAUGCCGCAGUUCAGACGGGCCAUCACCAACUGGAAUAUGAGGGAAUGUGACCCAAUCAUCGACCUUCUUGAGAACUGGCUGCCCCUGCUACCUCAGUGGCUUCUCAACAACAUCUUAGAUCAGCUGAUCUACCCGAGACUUCAAGAAACUGUGGAUGAAUGGAACCCACUGACUGACAUCAUCCCGAUACAUGCCUGGCUACACCCGUGGCUGCCUCUGAUGGGUGAUAAGUUGGAGCCCUUGUACAUUCCCAUUCGUCAGAAGCUUGCCAGGGCGCUAAGCAACUGGCAUCCCAGUGACUCCUCCGCUAAGACCAUCUUGAUUCCCUGGAGAAGGGUCUUCUCUCGGGGGACGUUUGAAGCCUUCCUGGUCAGGAACAUUGUCCCUAAGCUGGCUGUUUGCUUGCAGGAGUUUGUGAUCAACCCCUACGACCAGCAUCUUGAGCCCUACCGAUGGGUGAUUGACUGGGAGGAGUUACUACCGACCCCGACCCUGGCCAGUCUGUUUGAGAAACACUUCCUGCCCAAGUGGCUGCAGGUCUUGUGUUCCUGGCUGGGGAACAACCCUGACUACGAGGAAGUCAGUAAAUGGUAUCUGGGCUGGAAAGGACUUCUGCCUGAACGGAUACGAGAGGAGCCGGCCGUCAAAGUGUACUUGAAGGAUGCACUAGAUGUCAUGAACCAAGCAGUCUCGGGUUCACAUCCCGUCAGAGAAGCCGACAGCAUGGCUUACGUCAACAGCCUACGUCAGCAGAGGGAAGCAACCAGCAGCAACAGAUGGGAACCAGAGCCACAGCAGGCAAGACAGACAAGUGUCCCAACUAUAUCUGUGCCCACCAACUUCAGGGACCUGGUCGAAAAGAAGGCAUCAGAGAACAACCUCGUCUUCCUUCCCACCAACCGCCGACACGAAGGCAAGAACGUCUACAUGCUGGGCCCACUCAAUAUCUACAUAGAACGAUCCGUGGUUUACGUACACCAAGGACAUGUAUGGACGCCCAUGGGGUUACAGACAGCCAUUGAAUUGGCUCAAAAUAUGGCUUAAGUUAGGGGAAGCCGUUAUGUGAGCUAUGGACUUUUUGCGCAAGUACCCUGCAUGGAGGCACAGAGAUGUGACAAACACUUGAAUGCUGUUUAUGCCAAACUACCGUUUUCAUCUGGACAUUCAGAUUAAAAGUUGUGUGUUGUGUGCAUGCAUUGAGCCACCCACAGUGGAGACCACACAGAGUUUUCACACAUUACCAUCUACAAUAACCGUAGCUGUUAUCAAAGUCUGUUAACUUUGCAAUCCUCUCCGUUAGGCUUGUGCGACAUUGGAUUUUGAGGGUCGACGGUAUACUGUCACCAAAAUGGUAUACCGUCACCAAAAUAUCGCGGUAUUCGGUAUUAUCAGGUACUUUUCUGGGUAGACUAUUACGUUAUCGAAAUACAAGAAGAUACACGAUGAUAUGGAAACUGCAAACAGGCAGCAUGGGCUAGCUGGACUAGUCGGCAGAAUCUGGAUACGGUGACCACAAGGAAUUUAAACCGUUAUCAGUCCAGUGCAGACCUGGCCAAGUUGUUUCUGUCACCUUUAUUUUGAAAGUGUUUUUGCACACAUCUGGCCACAUUCAAACGUAGGAACUGCGGUAAUGAAAUUCCAUACCGAGGUCGUCGAUUUUCUGUAUGGCAACAUAAUUCAGUUUUGUUCAAAAAAAUAUCGUCACUUCACGUUAUUAUUGAAAUAUAGCCCAAGCCUACUCUCCGUCUGUUGCAUGUUAAUCCUCAGCAACUGACUAGAUGUAAUUUAAUACAAAUAUUACAUGGUUCUCUGCCGUUUAACAGAAUGGCUAGUUUACAACUUGCUAUAGGUGAGGGGUUGUA
Molecule: messenger RNA, 3364 nt
Organism: Patiria miniata (bat star)
Lineage: Eukaryota; Metazoa; Echinodermata; Asteroidea; Valvatida; Asterinidae
Gene: tfip11
Product: tuftelin-interacting protein 11-like
Exons: 14
Coding region: 114-2546 (810 amino acids)
Biological process (GO): spliceosomal complex disassembly
Cellular component (GO): U2-type post-mRNA release spliceosomal complex
Molecular function (GO): nucleic acid binding
Source: RefSeq, a predicted model, not a curated record